CUCCCCGGAGGAAGUUCCUUAAAUAAAGGAUUGCAGCUUCUUUCCGCGCACUCAGUUCCGUGUGUUUGGUUCUGCGCAAUUAUUUUUGACAAGUUUCACCGCAACGAUGUCUUUCGAAAAGAGCCUCGCCGCGGGAAGUCCUGCACCUGGUCCGGUGCCGAAAGGUCAGCUGCGUCUGUACAGCAUGAGAUUCUGCCCUUUUGCCCAAAGAACCAGACUGAUGUUGCACGCCAAAGGGAUCAAGUUUGAAACCAUCAACAUCCACUUGAAACAGAAACCCGACUGGUUCCUUGAGAAGAACCCUGACGGUCUCGUUCCUACAAUCGAAACGCCUGCUGGUGAAGUGGUGACUGAGUCUGUCAUCACCUCCGAGUUCCUGGAUGAAGCGUAUCCUGAGAAGAAGCUGCUUCCGGCAGAUCCUUUUGGGAAAGCCCAACAAAAAAUGCUGCUGGAGCAUUUUUCCAAGAUAACACCACACUUCUUCAAGAUCUCAUCAGCAAGAAGAAAGGGUGAUGAUGUGUCAGGAUUAGAAGCAGAACUGAAGGAGAAGUUCACCAAUUUAAACCAACACUUGGUGAAAAGAAAGACAACAUUCUUUGGUGGUGAUACCAUAACCUUCAUCGACUACAUGAUGUGGCCAUUCUUUGAGAGGCUUGGGAUGUUUGAAGUACAACACUGCCUGGACCACACUCCUGAGCUGAAGAAGUGGACUGAGCGCAUGCUGGAGGAUCCAGCUGUUAAAGCCACCAUGCACAGCACAGAGACUCACAAAACCUUCUACAACAACUUCCUGGAUGGAAAACCUGACUAUGACUAUGGCCUGUAGGAAACAAAUAAUCAACGCUUCAUAGAAACAAGUCUACAUGUUCUCUAUUUCCGUCAUAUGGCUGCGAUGUAUUGCAUUCUUUUUUUCUAAUGGUCAUUUAAAAGGUGGGUGAAAGUGGGUAUUGGUUCAAAAUUUCUUUUUAAAAUUAGAGAUCCAUGUCAAAAUUAAAAAUAAAAUAUAUUUAAUCGAA
Molecule: messenger RNA, 1016 nt
Organism: Poeciliopsis prolifica (blackstripe livebearer)
Lineage: Eukaryota; Metazoa; Chordata; Actinopteri; Cyprinodontiformes; Poeciliidae
Product: glutathione S-transferase omega-1-like
Exons: 6
Coding region: 107-826 (239 amino acids)
Biological process (GO): glutathione metabolic process
Cellular component (GO): cytoplasm
Molecular function (GO): glutathione transferase activity; glutathione dehydrogenase (ascorbate) activity
Source: RefSeq, a predicted model, not a curated record